GCUGCUGACCAAAGGUUUUCGUAUUACCUAAUUCAGACUUGUUGUCAUUUGCACUUUGUGUCGGCUGGCUUGUAGAUCCACAGGGAAAUUUGCUUCAAUGCUACGGGAUCUCUGUAACACAGAGUGAAAAUGGACAAAGAGUCAGGCCUGUUUCUGUUCCUGGUGCUGCUUCUCUCUCACAAAGGCAGCACACAGUUACAAACCUCUUGUCCGUACACCUGCCAGUGUUUCACUUCAGUCCAAAUACUGUGUGCUGACGAACGGAUGACAUCUUUACCCAAGAACACGUCCAAGCAGGUCAAAGACUUUAUUGUAAUCAGAACAUCUGUAUCGUACCUCUUCACUCACACUUUAGGGGAAAGCCCCCAACUCACCAAGCUCGUCUUCCUGAGUAACGCCCUGCGGAGCGUUCACUCUCAGGCUUUUGAGCAUCUGACUGAGCUGCAGGAGCUGGAAAUCAGUGGGAACCCAUGGCUGGAGUAUUUGUAUCUGGGGACUUUUUCGAAGCAGGGAAACUUAACCAAACUGCUGCUUAACUUCAACAGAUUUAAGACGGUGCUUCCUGGCAUGUUUGACUCUCUCGUGCAGCUUGAAUCUCUGCAGAUGAAAGGAAACAUGAUAUCAGAUCUGCCUGCAUCUCUUCUCCUGAACCUCCACAACCUGCGUGUCCUGGAUUUGUCUCAGAAUAAGCUCGAAGACAUAAGAAACGGAACUUUCUCUAGCCUGGCAAAACUCGAGAUCCUGAAAUUGAACAACAACCUCAUGAGUAAUGUCACAUCUGACAUGUUCCACAACAUUUAUCAGCUGGUAGAGCUUCACUUGGAGGGGAAUAAGAUAUCAGAGCUUUCGGAUGAUAUUUUCUUUGUGUUAACCGAACUGAAAGCGCUGAACCUCCGUGGAAACCUUCUAACAACCUUCAGCGACAAAGUGUUUGGAUUCGAGACCUCAAAUUUAAAAGAGCUGAAUCUAAAAGGCAACAGAUUGACUCAGCUGUCCUCUAUAAGCACUUUGACAUCUCUUACAGACCUUAUCUUGUCCUCUAACCAGCUUUCUGUCCUUCCUGAGGACAUUUUUAUUAAUGUUACUGCCCUGGAGAAUCUGGACCUGUCUGAAAAUCAGCUUACCCUGCUGCCAGAGAUGAUCUUCAGUGAUCUAUUUAGCAUCAAAUCGAUCCACCUGCACCAGAACAACCUGAGCACGUUGGACGCCAAACUGUUUAAGGACCAGUUGCUUAUUCAGCAGCUCUAUCUGUCUGACAACCAGCUGGAAACUCUCCCACUGGGCCUUUUAGACCCUUUGGUCCACCAGCACACAGUGAGACUGCACGGGAACCCCUGGAAAUGUGACUGCCGCAUGUGGUAUCUGCAUGAUUGGUUGCAGAUACACUACCAAGACGUAGAGAUGCUUGACAGGAUGCUCUGCGCAAGCCCACAGUUAUUGAGCAGACGGGCAGUCUUCUCCAUCGACAAGGACCAGCUGGUGUGUCCCGUGUCUAGAGAUGAUAGUCUCAAUCUGAGAGGUUGCAGGCUCCAAUCUUCAGGAGACACAGUGAUCAUCAGUUGUAAAGUGGAUAAAUGCUCUCCACUGACAGUGAAGGUGCAGUUUCAAGAGGAUGAUGGCAGCGUUAAGGAGCAUAUUUUGAAAAAUGAGCUUCAAUGUAGCAACGAAACAGUGAUUGAGAUCCCCGUCGAGUAGUAUUUUUCCUUUUAUCAGACUUUGUUCUCUGUGCAAAUACAUCUCAACGCCUCUUUCUUUAGGCACAUUAUAUGUUCUAAAUGUUACAGUCAAUACUGUAAACAAACAUCUGACUCAGCAGCAGAUAACCAGCAAACAUGCUGCUGAAUGAUAAGAGGGGUGGAUGAACCCUUUUCUUGUAAAGUUCAAAAUACAACCCAUUUACUUUCUAAGAUCACUGUGAGCAACGUGUUAAUGUUAAUCAUCUGCUAUAACAUCUCCAGUUGAUGCUUCUGUCUCACUGGUUUAUUAACACUGAUACUUUCAAACUGUAUAGUCAUCAGGGUGUGCAGAAUACUUGUUUGAAUAUGUCCUGUUAUGAUCACAUCAUGUAUUUUGCUGUUUUCACAAUGUUUUGGAACAGUUGCCAGUGCAAACUAUAAAUAAAAAAUAAUAUUUGCCCCAACAACAAAUGAUUUUAUUCU
Molecule: messenger RNA, 2159 nt
Organism: Centropristis striata (black sea bass)
Lineage: Eukaryota; Metazoa; Chordata; Actinopteri; Perciformes; Serranidae
Product: carboxypeptidase N subunit 2
Exons: 2
Coding region: 130-1695 (521 amino acids)
Molecular function (GO): protein binding
Source: RefSeq, a predicted model, not a curated record